CGCUGCUACGACUCGCUUCGCGCAUGCGCGGGGGUGGUUGUUUUUCACAAAGCUGUUCUUAAAGUGAGCUGGCAGCGUGCGGGCCAGCUGCCUUUGUACGUAUAUCGUAGUGUUGGGCGGCUGUCGUUGUCUUCUCAGCAAUUCCGAUGAAGCGUUCGUAGGGGACACGCUGAUCUUGUUGGCAGGCUCUACGCAGCAGAGGCGUUGUUCAGUGUAAAGUGAAGGUCGCGUUUUGUAUGAGACCUUGACUUUUUUUUGUUUUCCUUGCAGUAUAUUUUUAUACACUUCGUUAAAAAUCAUGGUGCUGGGGAAGGUGAAGAGUUUGACAAUAAGCUUUGACUGUCUCAGUAACAGCAAUAUCCCCGUGUAUUCUAGCGGGGACACAGUCUCAGGAAGGAUCAGUUUAGAAGUUACUGGGGAAAUUAGAGUGAAAGCUCUUAAAAUUCAUGCAAGAGGACAUGCAAAAGUACGUUGGAGCGAAUCUAGAAAUGCUGGAUCCAACACUGCCUAUACACAAAAUUACACUGAAGAAGUAGAGUAUUUUAACUAUAAGGACGUUCUAGUCGGGCAUGCAAGAGAUGAUGACAAUUCCGAAGAAGGACUUCACAUCAUUCAUUCAGGAAGGCAUGAAUAUGCAUUCAGCUUUGAGCUUCCACAGAUACCACUUGCUACCUCAUUCGAAGGCAGACACGGCAGUGUGCGGUAUUGGGUGAAAGCUGAAUUGCAUAGGCCUUGGCUUCUACCAGUAAAAUUAAAGAAGGAAUUUACAGUCUUUGAACAUAUAGAUAUCAACACUCCUUCGUUACUGUCACCCCAAGCAGGCACAAAAGAAAAGACUCUAUGUUGUUGGCUUUGUACCUCAGGCCCAAUAUCUUUAAGUGCCAAAAUUGAAAGAAAGGGCUACACCCCAGGUGAAUCAAUUCAGAUCUUUGCUGAGAUUGAGAAUUGCUCUUCCCGUAUGGUAGUGCCAAAGGCAACCAUUUACCAAACACAAGCAUUCUAUGCCAAAGGGAAAAUGAAGGAAGUCAGACAGCUUGUUGCCAACCUCCGUGGGGAAUCCUUGUCAUCUGGCAAAACAGAAACCUGGAAUGGCAAACAGUUGAAAAUUCCACCUGUUUCCCCUUCAAUCCUUGACUGUAGUAUAAUCCGUGUGGAGUAUUCACUGAUGGUAUAUGUUGAUAUUCCAGGAGCUGUGGAUUUGUUCCUUAACUUACCACUGGUCAUUGGUACCAUUCCUCUACAUCCAUUUGGUAGCAGAACAUCAAGCGUAAGCAGCCAGGGUAGCAUGAGCAUGAACUGGCUUGGUCUGACUCUGCCUGAAAGACUAGAAGCACCUCCUAACUAUGCAGAAGUGGUCACAGAGGAAAACAGACAGUCUGGCCUUGCUCCUGUAGCUGCUUUUGAUGAUUUUCAGAGAGCACUGCAAGGACCAUUAUUUGCAUACAUCCAGGAGUUUCGUUUUCUGCCUCCUCCCCUAUAUUCAGAAGUAGGAAGAGCCUACGCUGCUCACCACGGUAACCCCCCCCCCCGCUCCUCCCCCAUGGCUGCGGGAUCUGCGCUGCUCGACCCCCAAGAUAAUCUCUUAUCUAUAAACACAGAUAUCCUCCCAAACUCUGUCUCGGCUCCCCCCCACCUCUGGUCGUGGGGGUCCCUUUUCCUGCCUCUGCCGCCCCCUCCCCCGCCGCGGCCCCCCCUCCUCCCGCGCCGGCUCCGUCCCUCUCCGCCGCGGACCCUGCCACCCCCCUCCCACCCCCACGGUGACUCUGACUCCUCCCGUCGCAAUGUCCCCGACCCCGUUCCCGCCGCCCCCGCCCUUCCCACCCCGGCUCCGAGCGGCCCGGCCCCUCCCGACGUCUUCCGGAUCCCCGCCCCGGCCACUGCCGUGCCCGCGUUCAUCCCCGCCACCCCCCGCCUGCGCAGUGCCUGCCACAGCAGGGGGUCCCCAGACAUUCGCACUCCCAACCUCAGCAGGGAGUGCCCACACAUGCGCAGUCCCACCACACCACCCCGUAACCGCGAUGCUAUCAUCCACCAUUAUGUGGAUGAUAUCCUGGUAUGUGCUUCAGAUAAAGCUUACUUGGACAAUACAGUUAAAAAGACUAUUGAAACCAUAGAAAAGGCAGGAAUGGAGAUUCGUGAAGAUAAAAUACAGUACACCAAACCAUGGACUUACCUUGGAGUCCAGAUCUGGGAAAGGACCAUCGUACCCCAGCAGCUCACCAUAAACGACGACCCAAAAACCCUGAGGGACUUACACAGUCUUUGUGGAUCCAUCAACGGGGUACCUCUACUGCUAGGAAUUACAACAGAGGACCUUGCUCCCCUGCUCAAUCUUCUUCAUGGACCUAAGGACCUGGACUGUCCCUGCACUCUCACUGAAGAAGCCAGAGGUGCCAUCACCAAAGUUCAGGAAGCUCUGUCUUCACGCAAAGCCCAUCGCUUCGAGCCCAGCCUGCCUUUCAAGUUCAUCAUCCUGGGAAAAGCACCUCGAUUUCAUGGACUGAUAUUCCAAUGGGACUCCCAGCUUCGAGACCCUUUGUUGAUACUGGAAUGGGUCUUUACAAGUAGCCAGCCUACAAAGACACUUACCACCUACCAGGAGGUCAUGGAGAUUAAAACAGAUAAUGGACCAGCCUAA
Messenger RNA from Agelaius phoeniceus (red-winged blackbird), 2638 nucleotides. The record is from RefSeq and is a predicted model, not a curated record. Lineage: Eukaryota; Metazoa; Chordata; Aves; Passeriformes; Icteridae.